This is a messenger RNA of Amphimedon queenslandica, 1680 nucleotides long. RefSeq names its product mucin-like protein. The transcript has 6 exons. NCBI's taxonomy places the organism in Eukaryota, Metazoa, Porifera, Demospongiae, Haplosclerida, Niphatidae. Bases 1 to 1680 code for a protein of 559 amino acids. The record is from RefSeq and is a predicted model, not a curated record.
AUGACCAACCACGAACAUACAACAUCAGUCACGUUCCAGCUGGUACUAGUAUCAGACUAUACCACCACAUAUUCAAUAUACAUAUACAACAACACCUCAUCUCUUAGUUCCCUCACACUCAAUUCAGUCGUAGGCUACACAGCUGCUGACUUCAUCAACUUUCAAAAUGUCCAUUACGCCAAUCCCUCUACACUGGACACUACCCUGGGUAACACUGGUACAGCGGUAGGACAAUGGUUGUACGACGUAAGCCCGUCCACAAUCACUGGCUCUCAGUCCGAAGAAUCCUGCCUUGAAUGGGUUAGGGGACAAGAAUUACUGAGCAGCGAUUGGUUAAGGGAUGUCCCUCUCUCUUGUCCUUGCUCUUUAUCUCAAGCCACCAGUGACUGGAGAUUUAACUUUAAUAAUUCUUCACGGAACAAUUGCGCCAUAGCAGUAGUAACAAGAUCACAGCAUGGUCUUGAGUGCUGCUAUGAUGCUUUAGGAUCUUUAGUGGUUGACACUGAAGCUUCUGGUAGUUAUCAUUAUUAUCAUUCACUGUUUCAUCCUGAGCAACAUUUGCUCAGUGAUAGUAGACCGUUUGAAGAUUGCUGCGUUGAGAGUAAUAAUUGUGUGUUGUAUUAUAAGUACAGACCAUCCUCUAAUUGUGAGGGAUAUCAGCCACCUACCCCAGGGUUCAUAUGGGGUGACCCUCACUUUGAGACGUUUGAUGGAAGUACAUUCACAUUCAAUGGAGUCGGCGAAUAUCAAUUGAUACAAUCAUCAGUACAUGAACUUAAUGUACAAAUAAGACUGCAGGCAUAUACAGACCGUAAUGCGACUGUACUAACAGCUGUUGCUAUUAAGAGUGCUAGCUCCCAGCUGGUCCAGUUUGAACUAAACUCACUUGGUUCUUUUGUGCUUUACAUUGGAAACUCAGAGCACAGGGACAUCCCACGUGAUGGGGAGUACCUCGUUGUCACGGAAACAGGAACAUACGAUAACGCCCACCUCUCAUCAGCCAACCCCGCCCACAUUAAUAAUGUCUACAUACUAAACAGUGGUGACUCUAUGAUUGUUAGUACCGGGUCUGGAGCUGUUUUAAAUAUUGGGAAGCAAGAGGGAUUUUUGUACAUGGGAGUCGAGCUGGGUCCUGAAUUUUCUGGUACCACAGGGGGUCUGUUGGGGUCCAAUGACGGUGUUAAUAAUAAUGAUUAUCUGCUACGCAAUGAAAGUGUCCUGAGUUAUGACCUGACUGAAGAACAGGUGUACUAUAACUUUGGAUUAGAAUGGCAAGUAUCAGAGACCCAGUCGAUAUUCCACUAUCAUUCACAAUACACUUAUGAACUAUACAAUAUACUCACCACUCCUACUUUUGGUCUUGUAUUACUAGAGAACAACCCCACCCUUAACACCACUGCUGUGACAACCUGUGGUACUGAUUAUGGCUGUCUGUACGAUAUCAGUUUAACCAUGGAUACUAAUCUUGGGCGUACCACUCGUAUCAUAAGACAAAAUAAUCAGAAAAUAAGAGAAAAUUUAGUUAAUUUUCCUCCAGUCAUUACUGGUGAUAGAACUAUUACAGUGACAGUAGGAGACACACCCACUACAGUACAAUAUAUUGGAGAGGAUCCUAACACCAAUAAUGAAACUAUCAUUAGAAUCAAAGUAAGGAAGAGAGAGAGAGAGGGAUGUGUAUAG